Molecule: messenger RNA, 864 nt
Organism: Trichoderma breve
Lineage: Eukaryota; Fungi; Ascomycota; Sordariomycetes; Hypocreales; Hypocreaceae
Product: ABC transporter domain-containing protein
Exons: 6
Coding region: 1-864 (287 amino acids)
Biological process (GO): transmembrane transport
Cellular component (GO): membrane
Molecular function (GO): ATP hydrolysis activity; ATP binding; ATPase-coupled transmembrane transporter activity
Source: RefSeq, a predicted model, not a curated record
AUGCGACUAGAAACGCGAUUGUCCAUCAACGGAACACGAUUCAUGGAUGGGCUGAUGUGCUUCAAUACGGCCAAGUCAAGCGCGAGAUUGGGCAAUGAUGACCCCAUGGCAAAACCCCUCAGCGAUUGCAAAGGCAAAGUCGAAUUUCGCAGUGUACGAUUCAGUUAUGAUAAGAAGACCAAUAUUCUCGAAGAUCUGAACUUGGAUGUCGAGCCGGGUGCAACAAUUGCUGUUGUUGGCCUCAGUGGUCAAGGAAAGUCAACCUUGCUUAAGCUUCUGACACGGAUUUAUAACCCAAACAGCGGUAACAUAUACAUCGAUGAUAUAGAAAUCCAGUCAAUAACUCUUGAAAGCCUUCGUCAAAAUAUUUGUAUUGUUCCGCAGACUGUCAGCAUAUUUGAUGGCUCUAUUAUGUCAAAUAUCAAGUAUGCACGAGAAUCUGGCAGUGAUGAAGAGGCAAUGGAUGCGUGCAAAGCCGCUGGCAUACACGAUGACAUAAUGAAGAACUCUGAAGGAUAUGGAACAAUCGUCGGUAAAAAUGGAAUCAAACUAUCAGGAGGUCAAGAGCAACGUAUUGGCAUUGCAAGAGCGCUCUUUAAGAACGCAAAGAUUUUGCUGAUGGAUGAACCUACGAGUGCCUUGGACUUAGUGACUGAGAACAUCAUCAGAGAUAGCUUGAAAACUGCUAAAGUUACAAAGUUCAUCGUCACACAUAGGCUUACAAUGGCCCGAGAUGCAACUCGCAUUCUAGUUUUGCAGGAUGGAAAGUUUGUCGAAAGUGGUACUCACGACGAGUUGGUGAAGAAACAAGGCAUGUACAAUAGCCUUUGGUCAGCUCACACCGACAGUCAAAGUUCUACCUAG